Molecule: messenger RNA, 2325 nt
Organism: Agelaius phoeniceus (red-winged blackbird)
Lineage: Eukaryota; Metazoa; Chordata; Aves; Passeriformes; Icteridae
Gene: MYOT
Product: myotilin
Biological process (GO): axon guidance; dendrite self-avoidance; homophilic cell-cell adhesion
Cellular component (GO): plasma membrane; axon
Molecular function (GO): cell-cell adhesion mediator activity
Source: RefSeq, a predicted model, not a curated record
AUGCAGAGUCCCUCACUGAGCCUGUCUGGGUCUGCCUAUGGAACCACACCUGUGUUUACAAAGGGUCUACAAAACAUAAGAGCCACCAAGGGUCAGUUGGUGGUGUUUGAGUGCCGUGUUCACUCCACUCCCCCCCUGCAGGUGCACUGGUACAGGGAGUACGACCAGAUCCUGGAUUCUGCUGAUUUCCGAACCCUGAGGAAAAAGGCUUGUUCAUCAGCAGUUCCUGAGGAAGUCUGCACCCUGGUUAUUACAGAAGCUUUCCCAGAAGACUCUGGAAUAUUUAAAUGUGUUGCUGAAAAUGAAUUUGGGUCUGCAGCAUCCAGUGCACAUCUCUCUGUUUCCCCAGGAGCUAAAGAGCUGGACAGCUUUGGAGGUGCUGCCCCCAGGGCAGCUGUGCAGGUCACCAUGAAGAGGCCCAGCUUCCCCAGGAGCAGCCAGGCAGGAGCCAAGGAGCGUGGGGCAGCUGCUCUGCCCUCCUACAGCCCAGAGAGCCCCGGGCUGGGCCCUGCAGGCUCCAGCUUGGGCCAGAAGAGCUCCAAGAGCCAAGCUGAGGAGUUCCAUGGGGCUUACGAGAAGUCACCUCGGGCUUCACCUCUGAGGGAAAAUCCACUCCAAGAAAGCCUCUAUUCUGCAAGGCAAAGGUUCCAUUCUAUCCAGGAGCCCAGCCAGGAAAACUUUUGUGGCCUGUCACCUAGCUUUUACCAGCCACCUAUCCAAAGCCAGUUAUCACCAACAAAAACCCAGGACAGCCGUGAAACCUCUCCUAUGAGUGUCCCUAAUCUCCCAUCCGUUUCCUCUAUGUGCCAACCAACCAUGUUUAACUACGAGCGUCCAAAACACUUUAUCCAGUCUAAGAACGUGUGCCAAGGGCAACAGCAGCCUCCAGGACCUGCAGCAGCCUCCACAGAGCCAAGCAGAGAAAUCAAACAGUCCUCCAUCCUCAUCCAGCCUCGUAACCCCAGCGGGCAGAAAUUCUCCUCCUCGUCAUCGCUGAGCUCUUCAAUCACGCUCUCCUCGCCUUCCUGUAGCGCCCCUAAGGAAUCCACCUAUCCCAUCACUCCUGCAUCUGCACAGUCUCCUGCUAGCUCAUCAUCUGGCCAGAGGCUCCUGCCCAUGCCUAACCAAUCCCCCGCAGCCUUCCUGUGCUCCGUGCUCCCCUCGCAGCCCGACUAUAACAGCCCCGCUCCUUCUCCCGUGGAACCUCAUUACUCACAGCCCAUGUAUAACAAACAAGCCAGCAUCAACUCUAUGCAGAAGACAUCAGACCAAGAAAUUCGAGGAACAAAGGAGGCCCUCAUCCAGGACUUGGAAAAGAAACUGAGAUGCAAGGACAGCCUCCUCCAGAACGGCAACCAGAGACUGACCUAUGAGGAGAGGAUGGCUCGCAGGCUGCUCGGACCAGUGAAUGCUGCCUCCGUGCUGGACACACAGGCUGAGGACAGCAUGCAGAAUGCACAGCACCAGAAUGCAGAAAACAUCAGGCUGCAAGUUCCUACAACACAUGUCAGGAGCAGACCAUCCUCUAGAGGCGACGAUCGUGGACAUGACUCAAUCCAGGAGAAGUUUUUUCAGCCACGUUUCACUCAAGUGCCUGAAGAUGUGGUGAUUGAGGAGGGCCGGUUCUGCAGGCUGGACUUCAAAGUCAGUGGGCUCCCGACUCCAGAUGUGAUGUGGUACCAGAAUGGAAGGAUGGUUCAUCAGGAUCAGUUCCAUAAAAUGAUAGUGUCAGAAAAGGGGUUCCACUCGUUCAUUUUUGAAGCAGUCAAAUCAGCUGAUGCAGGGACAUACGAAUGUGUGGCUGUCAACCGUGCAGGAGAAGCAUCUUUCACAGUAAAAGUGGAAGUAAUUGCUAAAGAGCAUCACAUGCCUCCAACUUUCAUUUUCAAGCCACAAAGCAAAAAGGUUUUUGAGGGAGACACAGCCAGGCUGGAAUGCCAGAUCUCUGCCAUCCCAACCCCUCGGAUUUACUGGAAAAGAAACAACGAAAUGGUACAAUAUAAUACAGACCGAAUAAGCUUGCUCCAUGACAAUACUGGAAGGAUCUGCCUCCUGAUCCACAAUGCAACCAAGAAGGAUGCUGGCUGGUACACCGUGUCUGCGGUCAACGGGGCAGGGGUGGCCACGUGCCAUGCCAGGCUAGAGGUUGCAACACAUACAAAUAAGCCACUUCCAGCCCCAAAGCAGUUACGGGUUCGACCAACCUUUAGCAAGUAUUUGGCACUUAAUGGAAGAGGACUGGAUGUGAAACAAGCUUUCUCACCAGAAGGGGAAUUUCAGCGUUUGGCUGAGCAGUCUGGACUGUAUGAAAGUGAUGAACUUUAA